AUGGAACUAUUUAACCACUUUCCUUCCAGAAGGUUCGGAUAAGAGUUGACUAAUCUUUAUUAUAGGCCUUAGACGAAAUUAAACUUGUCACAAUUGAAAAAGAAAGCGGAAUCAACUAAUACUUCAAUGAGACAUAAAUCUUAAAGAGACAUCAAUACUAAUAAUGUUUGGUACUAAGUGUCAAUAAAGAAAAGAACAAGUAGUUAACAUAGCAGUGGAGAUUCAGUCACUCAUCGAUAGAAAUCCUCUAGAUGUUCAAGCAGAAAUCAGACAAUAUAAACUGUGAGAUUUUGUGAUGUGAAAUAAUUAUUAAUCGACGAAUAGAAUAAGCAAUUUAUUGAAAAUAUUGACAUGGUAUACUCAAGUAAGCCUUAGUAUUGUAGUGUUUAUGCCUAUGAUAUCUAAGAAUAUUUGAAAUCUAUAGAAUUGACGUACUAAUUGAGUGUUCAAUAAUACUUUCAUCAUUAACCUUAAGUAACUCAAAAAAUGAGAACUAUUUUGGUAGAAUGGAUAAUAGACGUCUCUACAAAAUUCAGAUUGAAAUAAGAGACCUUGUUUUUAACUAUAAAUUUUCUUGAUCGAUACAUGUUGACAACUCCAGUUUCUAAGAAUAUAUUAUAACUAAUCGGUGUUUCAGCAUUAUUUAUAGCAAGUAAAUUAGAGGAGGUUCAUUAACUACUGGCAAAAGAUUUAGCAUAUAUCACAGAUAAAACAUAUACUAAAGAAUAAAUUAUACACACUGAAUCACUAAUCUUAAAAUAGCUAAACUUUAACCUCACAACUCCAACAAUAAUAUACUUUUUAACACGAUACUAAAAUAUAUGCCCUUUAAAUUUGAAGCAUUAUUAUUAGUGCCAAUUAUUGAUUGAACUUUAUCUAUUAUUACAGCCUUAAACACACAACAGUAGUUAAAUAGCAGCAGCUUCAUUUUGGUUAAUUCGGAAAUAAAAGAAAUACCAUCCUAUAUGGCCAUAAGAAUUAUAAAUCAUAAGUAAUUGUGAUGAAAAUAAAUUACAUCAAAGUGUUAAAGUUCUUUAGCAAUGUUAGUUAGAAUUUCAAACGAGAUAGAGCAUAUUUAACUCACUAUAUACUAAAUAUUCAUAGUAUAAAUAUUGCAGAAUAAUUAAUGUAUGA
Molecule: messenger RNA, 1134 nt
Organism: Paramecium tetraurelia
Lineage: Eukaryota; Ciliophora; Oligohymenophorea; Peniculida; Parameciidae
Exons: 2
Biological process (GO): mitotic cell cycle phase transition; regulation of cyclin-dependent protein serine/threonine kinase activity
Cellular component (GO): cyclin-dependent protein kinase holoenzyme complex; cytoplasm; nucleus
Molecular function (GO): cyclin-dependent protein serine/threonine kinase regulator activity
Source: RefSeq, a predicted model, not a curated record